AUUACAAGUGAGAUAUUUGUUUGUAAGUUCCAAGAUAUUGAGCUAGUAAACUUUAUUGUUGGUUGACCUAAAACCACAAUUCCAUGAAUACCACACCCCAACACAAGGAACUAUUAUUUGCUCCUCAAAUUACGCAUUAUCAAUAGGAAAGGGAAAAGUACAGAAAAGCUAUGAUAAACUGGUCAAAAGCUGCAAACGUAAAGUAAAAUAUUCAUGGAAAUCAAAUAGACGGGAAAUUUCAUCCAGAUUGCGUGGUCUCACGUCCACAAACUUCGAUAAAUUUGUUCCAGAGCCUUUCUCUUUUUUUUUUAAUCUCUGCGAAGAAAUUGCUGUAAUGGGUGCUUAUCUUUCUUGUGUUUGUUCACAUUUAUUGUCAUCCAAUACAAUUAAAUUGGUAUUUGCGGAUGGGAGACUGCAGGAAUUUGAGAAGCAAGUAAAGGCGGCAGAAAUUAUGCUGGAAAAUCCUCAGCAUUUUGUAUGCGAGGCAGCCGCUUUACAUGUGGGUCGCAGAAUAAAUCCCCUGCCUGCAGAUGAAGAUUUGGAAUUAGGGCAUUUGUAUUUUCUUCUCCCCAUGUCAAAAUUGCAGGGUGUGGUUUCUCGCUCAGACCUGGCCUCCAUUGCAGUCAAGGCCAGAUCCGCCAUGAAAGCAAGUUCCAAGAGCUCUGUGAGGAUUUUCCCAAUGUUGGGAGAAAUGGGUUUUUUCUUCAGGGGAGAAUCAGCAACUUACCUGCAAGAAAAUGGUCAUGAUGAUGAUGAUUUGGGCGGGCAUUUAGAGUGUGAUUUGAAGAUUGUUGCGCUGCCAAAGAUGGAUGUUGAAGGCCUUUCAGAUCUGCAGAUGGGUUUGGGGAAAUAUAGAGUGAGCAGUUGCAGGUCUUGGAAACCUAAGUUGGAGACCAUAAGAGAGGUAGAAAGACUAAGGGCAUAAACCAAUAUUUGUACUGAAUACAUAGAUUUCAGGCCAUACUUUCUAUUUCAGUAGGCAUAAAUUAUCAUAUAUAUGUGAUUGUCUCAUUUUCUAUUUUAAGAGUUAUUUAUGAUCUUAAUGACGGA
Messenger RNA from Cryptomeria japonica (Japanese cedar), 1050 nucleotides. RefSeq lists its product as uncharacterized. Bases 335 to 925 code for a protein of 196 amino acids. The transcript has a single exon. The record is from RefSeq and is a predicted model, not a curated record. Lineage: Eukaryota; Viridiplantae; Streptophyta; Pinopsida; Cupressales; Cupressaceae.